GUUUGACCAGUCAGUUGUUGGUCGUGCCGACUGAUCCGGCUUUUCAGUCUCUGACGUAACACUUCGAAGAAUCCUGAACUAAUUUUAAUGUAAGACUGGAUUAUUGGAUAACCCAGUGUUUUACUUUUACUAGGAUUCCCACAGUGAGCUACUGGAUAGGAUUUGCAGCAUAUAUUUACGUGCGCAUUUUGGUGUCUCUAUAUAAACAAACGCUCAGACCUUGUUUUAUCUUCCCAUAGAACUCCUUCACGAGUAAAGUUAAGCCGAUUGCAUAGGUAUUAACGAUCAACUAAUUCAUAUUUACGUCCCGUUUGGAUUAAUCUCCUUUCUUUCGUUCUUCUUGAUUAUUCUUGUUUUGCAUGUAUAGAGAGCUCUGUUUUACAUCAAUGUAUGAUGAGUUCUGUGAUUAAAUUCAAUUGUAGGAUCAAUUCCGACAAAUAUGUUACUUUUUUUUUGUGUGUGGAUAAGGGUUUUUUUCUUGGGAAAUUUUAGAACCAAGAAUUCAGAAUUAUGCAGAGCUUCUGUAUGACUGACAAAAGCAAUGAUUUUUAUGAUCGUCCUCUUCUUCUUCUUCUUCCUAUGUAGUGUGUGCUUGUUUGUCUCUCGACUGGAAUGGAGGGUGGUCCGCAUAAAGCAGACAAAGCAGAAUUCUCAGAAUGUUUGAGUUCUUUAUGGAGAACGCCGUACAUUAUGCGGCUUGCCCUGUCUGCUGGCAUUGGUGGCUUUCUCUUCGGUUAUGAUACUGGUGUUAUUUCGGGUGCUUUGCUAUACAUUCGGGAUGACUUUAGAGCCGUUCAGAAGCACACAUGGCUACAGGAAAUGAUUGUGAGUAUGGCAGUGGCAGGUGCUGUUGUGGGUGCUGGAUUUGGGGGAUGGAUGAACGACAAGUUUGGACGAAAAGUGGCAAUUAUGGUAGCUGAUGUGUUGUUCUUUAUUGGAGCACUAAUGAUGGCUCUUUCCCCAACUCCAUGGCUUAUAAUUGUGGCAAGAGUGUUGGUCGGUCUAGGAGUUGGAAUGGCUUCCAUGACCGCACCGCUUUACAUCUCCGAGGCCUCUCCCGCUAAAAUUAGAGGCGCGCUAGUCAGUGCUAAUGGCCUGCUAAUCACUGGUGGACAGUUUCUGUCCUAUCUUAUCAACUUAGCAUUCACCAGGGUUCCAGGCACAUGGCGUUGGAUGCUCGGGGUAGCAGCAGUUCCUGCUUUUGUUCAGUUUAUAUUAAUGAUUUUUCUCCCUGAAUCACCUAGAUGGCUUUAUGGGCAGGACAAAGUAGAAGAAGCCCGGACGAUUCUGGAGAAGAUCUAUCCUGCUAACGAAGUAGAACAAGAACUGAUGGCUUUGCAUGAAUCUGUUGCGCACGAGAAGGCAGAAGCAAAAGCCAUAGGAGAUAACAUAAUUGCCAAAUUAAGGAGUGCUUGGGGGAACACUGUCGUUCGCAGGGGACUAUAUGCGGGAAUAACAGUUCAAGUGGCUCAGCAAUUUGUUGGAAUCAAUACAGUCAUGUAUUACAGCCCGACAAUUGUGCAACUAGCUGGUUUUGCCUCAAAUAGGACCGCUCUAACGCUCUCCCUCAUCACAUCUGGUCUCAAUGCCUUUGGAUCUAUUGUUAGUAUGUGCUUUGUUGACAGGUAUGGGAGGAGGAGGUUGAUGAUCAUCUCAAUGUUAGGUACCAUAAUAUCUCUGGUUGUACUCUCGGUCUUGUUUAAACAAGCCAGCAUCCAUUCUCCAGCAGUCAGUGUCUACGAAUCAAAUCACUUUGGAGUAAAUUCGACAUGCCCGAGUUUCUUAAAAGCUCCAAACCUGGCUUCUUGGAGUUGUGAAUCAUGUUUACAUGCACCUGAGUGUUCUUUCUGCAGUAAUUCUGCCGGCAAAGUAAGUCUACUUACUCAAUCAUUCUAUUGAUCCAUGGAGCUAUAAACUUAUCUUCAUAUAGGGUUUAAACAUUGAUAAUUUAUCUAAAGAGGACCAUAUAUGUCUUUUUAGGCAGUGUUUGCAAUUGCUCUUGGGAAGCACUUUUGUGUUUUUUACUUAAAAAGAAGCUGAAAGACAGCAUUUCUAAGUUGGUGCUUCUAUUUAACAUUAAACAUUUAAAAUCUAAAAGUUGCUCUUAAACAUUCAAAUGCUGAAAGACAGCAUUUCUAAGACUGUUCCUCACUUCUGAAAUUCAUAGAAUGAUUUCACCCAAAUAAUACAAAAAAAAAACUUUUUUAGCUACCACUCUUAUUUUAAAAAAUUGUGAGCUUUUACCAGGAUAAUCCUUAUAUCCUCAUUAUUUUUUAAUUAUCGAACCCAAGACUUCAUGCUGCUAACUCUGCCCAUGUCCAUUUACCACUCAUCUCUGGCCAGUGCUGCUGGCUCUCUGAUCAUGGACUUCCGGUCAUUGACCACUUCUGCCUUUUCACUCACAAGUGAUCAAUAGUCGGCAGCAGUGGUGAUUGGUGAAUCGACAAGAUGCCAGAGGUGGAUGGAAUGACUUAUUUUUAAGUCAUAUGUUUUUUUCUAGUCACAUUUUUUGAAGCAAAAUGUGGGGGUCAAUAUAGGGAUGCAAUUUUCCCUAGUGUCAUGUAAAUGUUUACAACUUUGUUUACCAUUGACCAAACAGUAUAAUCCGGGGGCAUGCUUAUCUGCGACAAAUAUAGUGGAAGGAAUGUGCAAAUCCGAAAGGCGGGCAUGGUACACCCAAGGUUGCCCAAGCAAAUUUGGGUUCUUUGCAGUUUUAGUACUAGGAGCAUACAUCUUAUCCUAUGCACCAGGCAUAGGGACUGUUCCUUGGAUUGUUAACUCCGAGAUUUACCCCUUGAGGUACAGAGGCAUAGGAGGAGGAAUUGCUGCAGUUUCUAAUUGGGUGUCAAAUUUGAUUGUCAGCCAGACAUUCUUAACCUUGACCCAGGCUCUCGGCCCUUGGGCCACCUUCCUAUUGUUUGCUGGUUUUGCGCUCAUUGGCCUUACUGCCAUCUUCUUGCUCGUACCCGAAACCAAAGGGUUGCCAUUUGAGGAGGUCGAGAAGUUGCUUGAGAAAGGGUUCAGACCCAAGAUUUUCCGUUGCAAGUCAAAGGAUAGUGAUAUCACACCAAGCCAGACAUCAUAAGUUGAUAGUAUGUUUCAAAGGCAGUGCUUUUAGUUCGGACGUUUAGUUUUAUAUUAAUUUAUCAUAGUUUAGUGCUUACUUAGAAAAGCUGCAAUCGUUUUAGUGCAGUUAGUGAGAGUUGCUCAAUCAGGGCUUAACUUUCACUUCAAGGAGAUUAUGUUACCCUAUUAGUAAUGAUGUAAUGGAUAAUGUUCGAUAUUUGGAUGCUUUGUUUAUAGUAAAAAUGUCAUUCUGAUUUGUGUGUUCUAA
Messenger RNA from Cuscuta europaea, 3334 nucleotides. The record is from the annotation of a GenBank genome assembly. NCBI's taxonomy places the organism in Eukaryota, Viridiplantae, Streptophyta, Magnoliopsida, Solanales, Convolvulaceae.